AAGGAUUGAUAAAAUCAUCUCGAAUUGGAUUACAUAAUACUGGAAAGUGUUUAGAAAGUUGAUCUCUAAAGUAAAGUAAAUACACGUGUAGUCUCUUGUCUACACAAUCCAGCCAUUGGAAGAGAGAAAAGAAAAGGGGAGGCCAAAUGAGUAAAAGGAAGAAAGUGAGAAAUGACUUGGGAGUUAAAUAGGAUUGUGACAUAGCAACCAAAUGGGAGUAAUGAUGCCUGAGGAAUCCCAGACUGCAAGCAAUGCCCCUUUCCCACGGUUGGCAUAUCUGUCACCUGCAAAACUUCAUUUCCCUCCUUCCUUUUCCAUUGCUUCUGCCUCAAUUCUGCAUCUCUUCCUUCCUCUCCAUAACUUCACACCAUUCUUUGGUCUCUGGGGCUCUGCUCCAAUUGAAAGCUUCACAUUCUGCUUGAGGACUGGCAGACUCUAAUAGGAAUCCCUUCUUCCGGGUAAUAUUGGGCAUUUGGGGUAAGAAUUCAAUACAGCAUGAUUCACGUUUCUGUGUCUAUUUGUCACAUCCACAGACACAGAACAUUUACUCCAUCACACUUUUCUUUCCCCCCUGCCCUCCAUACCUGGGAGGGAGAGAUGGAGGGAAGGAGCAAAGAAGACGAGUAUGACGUGGCGGAGCAGAUAGGGAGGGGGAGAUUUGGAGCAGCGUUCCUCGUCGUUAACAAGCCGGAGAACAGGAGGUACGUGAUGAAGAAGAUCAAGCUGGCGAGACAGACUGAGAGGUUCAAGCAGACGGCGGUCCAGGAGAUGAACUUGAUUGCGGAGCUGAACCACCCGUACAUUGUCGAGUACAAGGACUCCUGGGUCGGGAAGGAAUGCGUGUGUAUUGUGACAAAUUACUGUGAGGGUGGAGACAUGGAUCAGAUGAUAAGGAGAGCCAGAGGCACUUACUUCAGUGAAGAGAUGCUCUGCAAGUGGCUGACUCAACUUCUGCUAGCAUUGGACUAUCUCCACUCCAAUCGUGUUCUUCACAGAGACUUGAAAGUAGGCUUCUGAAUCCUUCUAUAAAGGCUGUAUAUUAUAAUUAAGAUGAUUCUGCAAUAAUGUUUGUGGUGUUAAAUUCUGGUGUCAGUGCUCCAACAUAUUCCUUUCCAAAAGCAACGACAUCCGACUAGGUGACUUUGGACUGGCGAAAUUGCUUGGCAAAGAUGACCUUGCCUCCACAGUGGUAGGAACUCCAAAAUACAUGUGUCCAGAGCUUCUUGCAGAUAUACCCUACGGCUACAAAUCAGAUAUCUGGUCACUAGGCUGCAGUAUGUUUGAGAUAGCAGCACAUCAACCUCCAUUCAGAGCUCCUGAUAUGGCGGGACUAAUUCACAAGAUAAACCGUGGCUCCAUUUCUCCACUACCACCUUCAUACUCAUCUACACUGAAACAACUGAUCAAAUUUAUGCUAAGGAAGAGCCCAGAGCACCGGCCUACGGCGGCCGAGUUGUUGCGACACCCGCACUUGCAGCCAUAUGUUGCUCAAUGCCAAAACCCAUCUCCUGUCUUUCUCCCAGUAAAGUCUGAGCAUGGCACCACCAAGGAUAAUAGUAAUAAACCAAAGGCUGCUGCUAGGCCACCACCAUGUAAUAAUAACAGCAAGCAAGCUUUCCAGCAGAAACACAUUGAAUAUGUCUGCAAGAAGGUCUCUGAUCUGAUGAAGAACUACAAGCCAACAUUCGAAGAUACCAAACCAAAAGACUGCAUUAAGAAUAUAACAGCACCUCCAACUGACAGGAUGACAGACAAAGCUUCUCCAGCAGCUGCAACACAUACAAGAAAAGAGAGCACUCAAGAAUCACACACCAACUCCAGCGAUGCUCCAUCCCGACAAAGCAGCUCGGCAAGCUUAAUGCAGGGAGAAGAGUUCAGGACUGAAUGGGAUGAUGCUCAGAGCACCCAAAGAGCUGAAGCACUGGAAUCAUUGUUAGAGAUCUGUGCAAGCCUGCUCAGACGUGAACGGUUCGAGGAACUAGAAGGUGUGCUGAAACCCUUUGGCGAAGAAGCUGUGUCGUCCAGAGAAACAGCAAUUUGGCUAACAAAAAGUCUCAUGAAAGUACAUAAGAAAAGAAAUGGGAAAACUUGAUUUACAUCCGGAGCAAAGUAGUGGACUUUUAUUGACAUCAAAGUCAUCCAUUCAUUGUCUUUCCUUCUAUUUAUCUAAAUUCAAUCACAACAGUUUUCCAAUGGAAUCAUAGUCAAUUUCUCAUCACAAAAUUGAAGUAUCAAUGCUCAAAUCAACUUGCAGUAACAACACAACAAUUGAAGUAAACUAUGGCUAUGGAGCUGCUCCAUAAGAAUCAUUAAGUAUUCCCUCUUUUAUGUAUCUAACCUACAUCAACAAAAAUUCAACUCAUGUGGCUUGAUUAAUGGAGCUCUCCCAUCGAGGAUAAUCUAUAGUCAAUGAAUCAGAAUUUGGAGACAAACCCAAUUCGUCACUUCUUCUCAUCUGCCACUGCUAGUGCUGCUGCUGCUGCUCCUUCUUCUUUAUCUUCUUCCAGCUUCUUUUUGUUCUUCUCAAUCGCAGCAGCAACCUCCCCAGGCAUGUACUUCUCGUCGUGCUUGGCCAAAACCUCCGUCGCCGAGAAGUAAACAUCUAUACCCCUGGCCUUCUCUGAAACACUCUUGCCUCCCGUUUCCUUCCUCAACUCCUCCGUAAUCGGCCGCACGAAUCCUUCCACCACCACCGAAUGCCCCUCCCUGAACAAAUCCGGCAAAGCCCCUUUAUACCUCACCAGAAUAUCCGUAAUCAAAUCAGUGACCACGAACUCCAUCUCCGGCGACGACGCCGGCUGGACCACGCUGCCUUCCAGUACCAAUCCUCCCAAUCUGAACUUCGUCUUCUUCGGAUUCGCCUUGUUCUGCUCCAUCGCGUCGGUGGGAGUCACGUAGAACACCAUCUGGUCCUGGAAAUUGUUCAGGACGAUGACGAUGAACCCGGCCACGCAGCUGAACGCGAUCGCGUAGGUCCACAGCCGCCUGGUCUGCAUCUGGCGAGCUCGGGCUCCGAUGUCCACGGUCUUCGGACGCGCCGGGUGGCGGCGCGCCGUGGAGAAGAGCCGUAGACCUGAGAUCGAGGCGGAGUCGCCGUACGCCGCGCGGAGAUCUGAAAUUGGGGACAGAAUCAACCGCUCCGAUCUGGCGGCGGAGGCGAUCUGGCGAGUGGAGGAGAAGAAGAUGCUGGUGCAGGAGCCGGAAGCGGCGGUAGUUUUCGUGGAGCGGAGGAGCUGCGAUCUCAGUCGGAGGAGGACGGGGCGAGAGGCCAUCUUGCGACGGCAGUGGCGGCGGCGGCGAUUUCGAUUUGGUUGUGCGAAGAAAAUCGUUUCUAAAGGCGGGGGGGUUUUGCGGGGUUUAUUCCAUUAACGGCG
This is a messenger RNA of Linum tenue, 3374 nucleotides long. NCBI's taxonomy places the organism in Eukaryota, Viridiplantae, Streptophyta, Magnoliopsida, Malpighiales, Linaceae. The record is from the annotation of a GenBank genome assembly.